This is a messenger RNA of Canariomyces notabilis, 958 nucleotides long. RefSeq names its product glycolipid transfer protein. Gene Ontology annotation, cellular component: cytoplasm. The record is from RefSeq and is a predicted model, not a curated record. Gene Ontology annotation, biological process: intermembrane lipid transfer. The annotation marks the transcript as partial. The transcript has 4 exons. Gene Ontology annotation, molecular function: lipid transfer activity. NCBI's taxonomy places the organism in Eukaryota, Fungi, Ascomycota, Sordariomycetes, Sordariales, Chaetomiaceae.
AAUGGCUACCGCCAAGAUUCCCGAAGGAGGCACCUACCUCGAUACCUUCAAGGGAUCCUUCACCAAGGUCCCAAUUGACGCCGAGAAAGGCAAUGCCAUUUCCACCACCGAAUUCCUGGACGCCGCCGAGUCCCUGACAACCAUGUUUGAUCUUCUCGGCUCCGUCGCCUUCUCGCCGGUCAAGAAGGACAUGAUGGGCAACAUCGAGAAACUCCGGAAACGCCAACUCGCGGCUCCCCUCGAAUCUCAGACCCUACAAGACCUCGUGCGGAACGAGCUCAAGACCAAGUCUCACACAGCGACUGAGGGGCUGCUCUGGCUCGUAAGAGGCCUCGAGUUCACUUGCAUAGCCCUUAGCAAGAACGUGGCGCAGGAGUCCGAGGAGCUCGCCGACUCGUUCCGCGGCGCCUACGGCGUGACGCUGAAGCCGCACCACAGCUUCCUGGUGAAGCCCGUCUUCAGUGCUGCCAUGAGCGCCUGCCCGUACCGCAAGGACUUCUAUGCCAAGCUCGGUUCUGACGAGGCCAAGGUCAAGGAGGAGCUGCGGGAGUACUUGGCUGCUCUGGAUAAGAUUGUGGCCAUCCUCAAGGCUUUCCUCGACAGCAAGGACGCUAAGUGGUGAGCGGGGGAAGGGCAUGGAUAUAUUCAGGAGGUGAUAGACAGCGGAUGAGCUCUGAUAAAAUAAUCAAGAGAAAGGGAUGGAUAUGAUAUAUACCUAUAUCUCAUCGGACAGCGAACGGAAUUUUUGGACAUCCUCAUUCUAUGCCCCCUUCUCUCCCGCUGUUAUAGCCCUCUCCCUGAUGGCCAGCAUAUCUCCAGUCUAGCCGCCAUGCCACACGCUUGGUUACUACGCACCCAGGGGCCAAUGCGUGUUGCUGGCUUCAAAUGCCGGACUAAUAAGAACAGGGAUGAACUAGGAGUCAAACGAAAGGUACUGUACUGUGGUGAGUGGAAAAAC